Molecule: messenger RNA, 2259 nt
Organism: Hevea brasiliensis (rubber tree)
Lineage: Eukaryota; Viridiplantae; Streptophyta; Magnoliopsida; Malpighiales; Euphorbiaceae
Product: 2-isopropylmalate synthase 2, chloroplastic
Exons: 12
Coding region: 55-1941 (628 amino acids)
Biological process (GO): L-leucine biosynthetic process
Cellular component (GO): chloroplast
Molecular function (GO): 2-isopropylmalate synthase activity
Source: RefSeq, a predicted model, not a curated record
CGUCUUUCAAUUUCAAAUACUUGUUCUCCUUUUGUUCUCCUUUCUUCUUCUUCAAUGGCGUGUAUCUCCACACCACCCAAAUUCACCGUCUCUCAAAUCACUUCGAAAUCUCCACCUCUCUCUCCUUUUCUUCUCCACUUCAACUCUAAGCGUUCCCAUUUCCCUCGAAAUCCUUCAUUUUCAUCACCCUCUUCAAGUCCCAUCAUCAAGACCAUCAUUUCCUGCACCCAUUCCUACUCCUCCGCUGCCCCUACUCCUCCCCGUCGCCGCCCUCAGUACAUCCCAAACCAUAUCCCUGACCCUUCCUAUGUCCGAAUAUUUGACACCACUCUCCGCGACGGCGAGCAGUCCCCUGGCGCCACCCUCACCUCUAAGGAAAAGCUCGACAUCGCUCGCCAGUUGUCGAAGCUUGGUGUCGACAUAAUUGAGGCUGGAUUCCCUGCUGCCUCCAAGGAUGAUUUUGAGGCCGUGAAAACGAUUGCUAAGGAAGUGGGAAAUGCUAUCGAUGGGGAUGGUUAUGUGCCGGUGAUUUGUGGGUUGUCGAGGUGUAAUGAGAAGGACAUUAGGACUGCGUGGGAGGCUGUGAAAUACGCCAAGAGGCCGAGGAUUCAUACUUUUAUUGCCACAAGUGCGAUCCAUAUGCAGUACAAGUUGAGGAAGAGUAAAGAGGAGGUGUUGGAGAUUGCCAGGAAUAUGGUUAGAUUCGCCAGGAGUUUGGGGUGUGAUGAUGUGGAGUUUAGCCCUGAGGAUGCUGGCAGAUCUGACAGAGAGUUCUUGUAUCAGAUCUUGGGUGAAGUUAUCAAGGCUGGUGCAACAACUCUGAACAUACCUGAUACUGUUGGCAUAACAUUGCCUAGUGAAUUUGGACAGUUGAUAGCUGAAAUAAAAGCCAAUACCCCUGGAAUAGAAAAUGUCAUCAUUUCAACACACUGCCAAAAUGAUCUUGGACUUUCCACAGCUAACACCUUAGCAGGAGCAUAUGCAGGCGCAAGACAACUUGAAGUAACAAUCAAUGGCAUUGGUGAAAGAGCUGGAAAUGCUUCAUUGGAGGAGGUUGUAAUGGCCAUCAAAUGUCGUGGAGAGCAUGUUUUAGGAGGUCUUUAUACUGGAAUCAAUCCUAAACGCAUCACUAUGGCAAGCAAGAUGGUAGAAGAGUACACUGGAUUGCAUUUGCAGCCGCACAAGGCUAUUGUUGGAGCUAAUGCUUUUGCUCAUGAAAGUGGCAUACAUCAGGAUGGAAUGCUAAAACAUAAAGGUACGUAUGAGAUUAUGUCUCCUGAAGAUAUUGGGCUUGAACGAUCUAAUAAUGCUGGGAUUGUCCUUGGAAAACUCAGUGGCCGCCAUGCUUUAAAAGAUCGAUUAAAAGAGCUUGGCUAUGAAUUGAAUGAUGAGCAACUCGGCAACAUCUUUUGGCGUUUCAAGGCAAUAGCUGAACAAAAAAAGAGGGUUACUGAUGCGGAUUUGAUAGCAUUGGUGUCAGAUGAAGUUUUUCAGCCAGAAAUUGUGUGGAAGCUUUGUGAUCUGCAGGUUACUUGUGGAACACUUGGUCUCUCUACUGCAACAGUUAAACUCAUUGAUGCUAAUGGUGAAGAGCACACUGCAUGCUCUGUUGGAUCUGGGCCAGUAGAUGCAGGAUACAAGGCUGUUGAUCUCAUUGUGAAGGAACCUGUUGAACUUCUUGAAUACUCCAUGAAUGCUGUUACAGAAGGCAUAGAUGCAAUAGCCACUACCCGUGUUGUAAUUCGUGGAGAGAACAUUCACACUACUCUUGCUUUAACAGGCGAACCACUAAUACGUUCAUUUAGUGGAUCCGGUGCUGGAAUGGAUAUUGUUGUUUCCAGUGUGAAGGCCUACAUUGGUGCAUUAAAUAAGAUGCUAGCGUUUAAGCGGCGGUUGCCAAGAGUCAGCGUUUCUACAGAUAUGACCCCUGUAUCCGCAUGAAGAAGCUUGAGAACAAGUUUGAUGCAUAUCAAUAACACCUUAUUGAUCAUGUGAAAAAUAGGGAGUAGAGGUGCUUUAAUGUAAAAGGGCAAGAAAAAAAAUUGUCUAUAAUUCUGGAACUUAAUCUGAAAUUGGCUAUUGUUUUUGAAGAAAGUUAUGUUGACUUGAGAAUGGAUGGAUUUUUAGAUCAAAAGUGAGUGAAAGUUUUAUAUCAAUACUCUAUUGUUGUGCCCAUAAUUCUGACCAUUAUUCAGCUGGAUAGGAGAGACUCAAAGCCUCCAGCAUUUGAUGGGAAGCUGAACUUCUGUUUGUAUGGCC